Molecule: messenger RNA, 1491 nt
Organism: Coccidioides immitis RS
Lineage: Eukaryota; Fungi; Ascomycota; Eurotiomycetes; Onygenales; Onygenaceae
Exons: 4
Coding region: 1-1491 (496 amino acids)
Biological process (GO): carbohydrate metabolic process
Molecular function (GO): hydrolase activity, hydrolyzing O-glycosyl compounds
Source: RefSeq, a predicted model, not a curated record
AUGUCUCUACACUUCCCCAACCGAGUUGACAAAGAGACCUGGAAAAAGUCUCUUUCUUCGGUACCAAAAACAAUCUACAUUGACUCCAGCUUUACGCAAAUAAAGGACAAGGACGGCUUGACGCAUAUACCACCCUCGGCAUACGAGUUUGCUGAAACGUUCGCCAGCGAUCUUGAAUGGAUUUCUCGUACCUCAUGGAAACUGGAGCGGGUUGAUCGUAUUUCAAAAUGUGGAAAAGGUAUCUAUCUCGGCAAAUCCGCCGGAUCUGCGAGCAAACUCAUUUAUCAAAACGGAGAAGUUACGGAAGAAGCACGCUUCCGCCUAUUCACCACGGGUUAUAUGCUUGACUGCGGUCGCAAAUUGGUACUCGCUGUUGUUUCUCAAGGAAACGUGCACGUUCGCCUCGUUCUUCAAAUGUCCGAGUUUCGAUAUCAUCUUAUGGACAACUAUCCACUUAACCAUGGCCCUAAUGAGACUUGGAACAGGGUGUACUUGCACUUUUCCCCAAGGCCUGAAGAUCCGGAGUUGAAUCCUCUGGUGGAGCGACGAAAUGAAACCCUCUCGCGACGAGAAUUCGAGGACCUCCAACGGCAUUGCGUUUCGCGCGGCGUUACCGUUAUCCCAGAGAUCGAGGCACCUGGCCAUGCUCUCGUAAUUACGAGAUGGAAGCCCGAGUUUAUCAAUUUCACCGCAGGCAAAGCCGUUCGGAUCUGGGGAACUUAUGAGCCAGCCGAACAUCUGUCCAUCGACAAAAAACUACCAUCGUUCAACACUGGCAGUAUAACCAAUCCCACUUGUACGAGCUUGAACCAGCUGGACAGGGAGAACUUGCAAUGGGAACCUUCUCUCAUUGACCCAUACAACAUCGAAGAGCAAUUAGAUUCCAAGUCCAAGGGGCUCAAAGGGGCGACCAUGGCUGCCUGGAACGACAAUGGAUACGAUGCCAGUACUCAGCUAGAAGCAUAUUACACCAUGAAAAUGGGUAUUCCACUUCUAGCCUCGAGAUCCUGGAGCGGUAGCCGUGGUGUGAAACUCGACGAAGCAGGCUCUACCGAAUCUCUGUGGAUUCUCAGCGACAUGGCGCCGGCUCAAAGCUCAGAAAGGUGGCUGGCAGUUGAAAUGAAUGGCAUUGAUCUUCCAGAUUCCCUAGUUUCUUGGAAACGUAGCGAUUUCGACCAAAAAAAAGGCCCUCUCAUCAUGGGCCUCGGGAGCAAGGGUAUCGACUACCCACUGAUGCUCGAUGUCACUGGACCAUUUACCCUUUCUUCAAGCGAUAGUAUACUCCUUUUGGAUGACAGUGGAAGCCUAUGUUUCUUAGCCAACGGGAUUUCUUAUCCUUUGUGCCACGUCGACGAACGGGAUGGUUUUGAUCCAGGUCACCCAGGCCGUAUCUGGAUCAAUGCCAGUAGCUCAAGUCACGAACCAGUCAAAGUGCCUCUGAACGCAAGUAUUACGAUUAAAACAGACAUAUUAAGCGGCAGUCUCAUUUGA